Arabidopsis arenosa is the source of this 668-nucleotide messenger RNA. Lineage: Eukaryota; Viridiplantae; Streptophyta; Magnoliopsida; Brassicales; Brassicaceae. The record is from the annotation of a GenBank genome assembly.
AUUAGCACCUACAAAACAAUAUAAUCUCAGAAAAGAGAGAGGAUGAGCUCAUCCUAUUUACGAGUAAUAUUACUCUUAGGUGCCCUUAAUGUUGUCGUUUCUUUAUCAAUAACCAAAUCUUUAAUAACCAAAUCUGCAACACUCGGUCAGGUGUUCCGAAUCUGUAAGAAUUUGUGUCCGGGAUGUGACCACGACUCCUUGCAGUUCUUGUUCCGACACAACCUGGUCCGUGCCGCAAGAUUCGAACCUCCUUUGAUAUGGGACCGCAGACUCCAGAACUACGCCCAAGGGUGGGCUAAUCAAAGAAGGGGAGAUUGUGCUUUGAGACACUCUUUCUCAAACGGAGAGUUUAAUCUCGGCGAGAACAUCUACUGGGGAUAUGGCGCCAACUGGUCUCCGGCCGAUGCGGUGGUUGCAUGGGCCAGCGAGAAGAGGUUUUAUCAUUACGGCUCCAACACGUGCGAUCCUGGUCAGAUGUGUGGCCAUUACACACAGAUUGUGUGGAAGAACACGAGGAGGGUCGGGUGUGCACGUGUGGUGUGCAACAAUGGUGGAAUCUUCAUGACUUGCAACUAUGAUCCUCCCGGUAACUACAUCGGCCAGAAACCCUAUUAAUUGAUCAUCAUUUAUCUAUUAAAAAUUCUCCAAAUUAAAGACAUCUUAUUUUU